AUGGGCUGGGUCUCAAAUGUUUGUCAUUUGCUAUUCAAUUGCUCUUCUUCUUCCACACCGCCUUUGUCCUCUUUGUCGGAUUUUGUUCCAUCUGUGUUGCCCUCGAUGGAUGUUGCUUUUAUCCCUAAUUUUGGAAGUCAGUCCACCGAAAUUACAGAAGUGGUUGAUUGUUAUGGAUUAACUCCACCGUUGAUUCUUGAUAUGGGAUUAGAAGUCGGAGGUUCAUGGUCGGAUUGGAAGCAUCGGAAAUUAGGAAACGAAAAUGGAAGAGGCACCAGGGUGGACGAAUGGCAGCUAUACACUUGGAGUCAAGAGCAGCUUUACUUGCAGCAGAACAGGCUAUGGGGAACAUUACUAGCAGACAUUGUUAUUCAAAUGCUUGGAACUGAUUAUGCAAGAAUCGUGCGUGCAAUUUAUGCGUUUCCACAGGUGUAUAAAGAUGUGAUGCAGAGCAUGAAACAAGCCUGGUUGCAGCAAAUGUGA
Molecule: messenger RNA, 483 nt
Organism: Lactuca saligna
Lineage: Eukaryota; Viridiplantae; Streptophyta; Magnoliopsida; Asterales; Asteraceae
Source: the annotation of a GenBank genome assembly